Messenger RNA from Verruconis gallopava, 1216 nucleotides. RefSeq lists its product as uncharacterized. Gene Ontology annotation, cellular component: peroxisome. The record is from RefSeq and is a predicted model, not a curated record. NCBI's taxonomy places the organism in Eukaryota, Fungi, Ascomycota, Dothideomycetes, Venturiales, Sympoventuriaceae. The coding region runs from base 100 to 1068 and encodes 322 amino acids. The transcript has 3 exons.
CACCGUAUCUACAUCCGAGCUGAACGUGGAGUCUGUGGCAUAUAAUUUGGGGUUCUGCCCUUGCAAGUGGGUUUCUUGAGCUAUCUUCAGCAUCUCACCAUGGCAAGCAGCGACAGACCCGUGAAGCGCGCUGACGGCCGAUAUGACAACGUAGACUUCACAAAAGCAACUGGUUAUAGAUAUCCGCCUGUCAAAUGCAGCUGGAAUCGAAGAGAAACUCUUCUAUUUGCUAAUGCCAUUGGCUGUCAAGCUGAUGAGAGGCACUUCUUGUACGAACUGCAUCCGAACUUUGCUAUUUUCCCAACAUUUCCGGUAAACCUGCAUUGGAAACAAACAGAUUUCGACGUGUACGACUUUUUUGCCCGAGGCACGACGUCGGAUGUUCCAGGUGUGCCACCAUUCGACGGCCAGCGCUCUGUGGACGGUGAGCGUUCCAUUGAGAUUUUGAAGCAGCUGCCCGUGAGCUCUGAAGGCUAUGACUUUGAAAUUCACAAUAAGGUCAUAGGUGUGUAUGAUAAGGGUGGUGCGAUGAUCCUGGAGGCCGAGUCUGAGAUGAUUGACAUGAAAACCAAUACCGUCUAUGUCAAGAUUGCAUCAACAGCAUUCGGUAUCGGCCAAGGUGGUUAUGGUGGACCCCGAGGUCCUUCAAAACCAAGUCCGAAGAUUCCAAAUAGAUCACCUGACGCCACUCAUGUCUUUAAGACGACUGCUGAAACACCACUCUUGUAUCGACUCUGUGGCGACUACAAUCCAAUGCAUGCCGAUGAAGACUUCGGAAGAAAGGCCGGCUUUAAAGGCUCCAUCAACCACGGACUUUUGACUUGGAACAUUGCUGCUAGAGGUCUUUUGAGGGUGGUUGGCAAUUCCGAUCCAAAACGAUUCAAAGCAUUUGGUGCGAGAUUCAAGAGUGUCGUAUACCCUGGUGAUGAAUUGGAAACGAGAAUUUGGAAAGUUGGAAGCAAAGAUGGCUGUGAUGAGUAUUUAUUUGAGACUAUUGUCAAGGGAGACGGAAGAGUGGCACUUUCGAACGGCUUUGCGAAGAUCAAGCAGGAGGGUGCAAAACUUUAGCACUCCAAGUGACAUAAUUGCGAUAUUACAUCUAAACACAGCUACGCCGAAGACGCUGAAUGCUUGUACAUAAUAAUCUCGAGGACGUUCUAGAGAUAGCUGGGAAGCCACUUGGGAUCCCGCUUUUCUCUAUAUGCUUUCAAUCCCU